AUGGCGCCGCGAUCCUACUCCAAGACCUACAAGGUCCCUCGUCGACCAUUCGAGUCAGCCCGUCUUGAUUCGGAAUUGAAGAUUGUCGGCGAAUAUGGCCUGCGCAACAAGCGUGAAGUCUGGCGUGUCCAGCUUACUCUGUCCAAGAUUCGACGUGCCGCUCGUCAACUUUUGACCCUGGACGAGAAAGACCCCAAGCGCCUGUUCGAAGGUAACGCCCUCAUUCGCCGUCUGGUGCGUGUCGGUGUGCUCGACGAGUCGCGCAUGAAGCUCGAUUACGUGCUUGCCCUGAAGGUCGAGGACUUCUUGGAGCGCCGCCUGCAGACCUGCGUGUACAAGCUCGGCUUGGCCAAGUCCAUCCACCACGCCCGUGUCCUCAUCAAGCAACGCCACAUCCGUGUUGGCAAGCAGAUUGUCAACGUCCCCAGCUUCGUCGUCCGUCUCGACAGCCAGAAGCAUAUUGACUUCGCCUUGACCAGCCCCUUCGGUGGUGGCCGACCUGGUCGUGUCCGGAGAAAGAAGGCCAGAGCUGCCGAGAAGAAGGAUGAGGAAGGUGAAGAGGGUGAGGAGGACGAGGAAUAG
Messenger RNA from Exophiala dermatitidis NIH/UT8656, 582 nucleotides. Its product is annotated as 40S ribosomal protein S9. NCBI's taxonomy places the organism in Eukaryota, Fungi, Ascomycota, Eurotiomycetes, Chaetothyriales, Herpotrichiellaceae. Bases 1 to 582 code for a protein of 193 amino acids. Gene Ontology annotation, biological process: positive regulation of translational fidelity; translation. The record is from RefSeq and is a predicted model, not a curated record. Gene Ontology annotation, cellular component: cytosolic small ribosomal subunit. Gene Ontology annotation, molecular function: structural constituent of ribosome; rRNA binding. The transcript is spliced from 4 exons.